AUGGCAUCUUUUUCAAGAACAGUUUUUAAAACUUUGAAAAAAAAUAAUAUUCUACAAUGUCGUACAUAUGUUAAUCCAUUUACGAGAACUUGGAAUAUUUUAACCAAAGAAGCUAAAUCGGGUUUCAAAAAAAACUAUGACUAUGAAAUAGAGCAUACAGAUAUUGUAGUUAUUGGUGGUGGCUUUAUAGGAUCCUCUGUAGCAUACUGGUUGAAAACCCAAGCAGGAGAAGGAUUAUCAGUAGUGGUUUUAGAUAAAGAUCCUAUAAACAAAAAAACAAAAAAAUUAUACUCCCAUGGAGUUUUGGGUCAACACUAUUCCUUACUCGAAAAUAUUUAUCUUUCCCAAUAUAGUGGAGAAUUUUUAAGGAAUGCUAAAGAACAUUUAGUUGAAGGAAUUGAUAUACAAUUUUAUCCAAAUGGUUAUCUAACCUUAGCCAGUGAAAAGUAUGCAAAUAAACUGGAGAAUAAUGUGUUAUUGCUUAAAGAAUCUGGUAUAAACAAUAAAAUUCUGACAGUUGAAGAAAUACAAAGGGCAUAUCCAUGGAUUGAUACAACUGGGAUUAAACUUGGUUGUGUUAGUACAGAGUCAGAAGGAAUUUUCGAUGCCAAUGCCUUGCUCAAUGGGUUUAUAGUUAAAUCCAAACAAUUAGGUGCCUGUUACAUUCAGGGUGAAGUUGUAGGCUUUGACAUAGAAAGACAGCAUGAUGCUUUAAUGGAAGGUGUUCCUUUUGGUUCACAUAAGAAAACAAACAAUUUGACCUAUAAAGCUGAAGAUGGACAAGAACGCAACCUUAAGUUUGCAAUUUGCAUUGUUGCUGCUGGUCAUGAAUCAAACAAUAUUGCAAGAUUACUGAAAAUUGGAUUAGGUGAUGGCUUAUUACAAGUUGGUUUGCCAAUUGAAAAACGGGAGUACAAUGUGUAUUCUAUAGAAGAAACAAACAAUAAUGUGAAUUCAGAUUUAAAUAGCCCUUAUGUGAUGGACACAAGUGGGUUAUGGUUAAUAAAAAAUGGUUUGAGCAAUAAUGUAAUAUGUGGUCAAAUCCCUAGCUUUUUAAAAGAUAUUGAUAUGUCCGCCAAAGAACAUAUGUUCCAAACAUCAUUAGCAACUAGAUACCCAAAAUUUUCAAAUUCUGAGGUAAAACCAUUGUCAACAGAAAUUGUUGAUUGCAAUACUUAUGAUGAUUCUGGAAUAUUGGGAGCCCAUGUAUAUCAUAACAAUAUAAUAUUUGCUGCUGGUUUUGGAAGACAAGGUGUACAACAUUCCCCUGCAAUUGGAAGAGCAGUGGCAGAAUUAGUAAUUGAAAGCCAAUAUACAACAAUAGAUCUAACAAGAUUUGGUUUUGAUAGGUUAUUAAUGGAUCAACCAUUAAUAGAGUCAAAUAUGUAUUGA
This is a messenger RNA of Danaus chrysippus (African queen), 1392 nucleotides long. The record is from the annotation of a GenBank genome assembly. NCBI's taxonomy places the organism in Eukaryota, Metazoa, Arthropoda, Insecta, Lepidoptera, Nymphalidae.